AUGUAUUCUUCUCCCUCAUUUUCCAAAACUUACAGAUUUCGCUUCUUCGAUUUGCCGAAAACAUCCGAAAUGGCCUAUAACAUGAACAGUGCUGCAGCAGCAUUCGCAUAUGCUCAUAUUCCGUGCCAGUCAUCAACUACUGCUUCACAACCGUUCACAUACAGUAUGAGUACGAUACCAUCGAUGACAAUGUUUCAAUCAACCGGUUAUAAUGCAGCUAUGAUACCGAGGAAAAAUCGUAGAGAGCGAACAACUUUCAACCGUCAACAACUAGAGGUUCUUGAGACUUUGUUUGAAGCUACACAAUAUCCGGACGUUUUCACGCGAGAAAAAGUUGCGGAACAAAUCCAACUACAAGAGAGUCGUAUCCAGGUUUGGUUCAAAAAUAGACGUGCAAAGUACCGACAGCAGGAAAAACAGAAGCCGAAGGCUGAAAAAAAAGAUGUGGCAGCUUCUGCUUCAUCAUCUGCAACAAAUGAGGAAGCGGCAUUCGUACCACAAAAUAGCGAACCGGAAUCAGGUUCACCUCAUAAGCCCACUACUCCGGAAGAAAAGAGAGAAAGUCCACAGACUCCUACGAAUGGAAGUACAGGCACAGGAGAUUCGUCAUGGACCAGCGACUCCUCGUCAACGAUCCAGGGUUUGACGCCGACAGCUAAUGUUCCCCUUUCUGUUUCACUUAACAGUCCUACUGUUUACAACACCUACCCUAUUUAUCCUACAUCUUAUUAUCCAUUGGAUUCAAGCAGUUAUUCACCUUACUCCUAUCCAUCGUCCUACUCACAUCAGUAUCCUUCAAAUCCAUACUUUUUCGCUAGCACUAAUGGAUCAUUGUGA
Molecule: messenger RNA, 837 nt
Organism: Necator americanus (New World hookworm)
Lineage: Eukaryota; Metazoa; Nematoda; Chromadorea; Rhabditida; Ancylostomatidae
Exons: 7
Coding region: 1-837 (278 amino acids)
Biological process (GO): regulation of transcription by RNA polymerase II
Cellular component (GO): nucleus
Molecular function (GO): RNA polymerase II cis-regulatory region sequence-specific DNA binding; DNA-binding transcription factor activity, RNA polymerase II-specific
Source: RefSeq, a predicted model, not a curated record